AUGGGAUCAGACUUUGAUAAACCGAUGAGACACAGAGAGCAGCUCUUUGUGAAAACACUGACACUAGAGGUGGAGCCCAGUGACACCAGCAAUAAUGUCAAAGCUAAAAUCCAGGACAAAAAAAAGGCCACACUGCACCUGGUCCUUCAGCUCAGAGGAGGCAUCACCGAGUCUUCUCUGAGGCAGCUGGAUCAGAAAAACAACUGUGAGAAAAUGUUCUGCUGCAAGUGUGAUCCUCAAAUCCAUCCUCAAACUGUGAACUGCAGCAAGAACAAAUGUGAACACACCAACAACAUUCAGCCAACAACGAAGCUCAAAUAA
This is a messenger RNA of Boleophthalmus pectinirostris (great blue-spotted mudskipper), 321 nucleotides long. RefSeq names its product ubiquitin-60S ribosomal protein L40-like. The coding region runs from base 1 to 321 and encodes 106 amino acids. The transcript has 5 exons. Gene Ontology annotation, biological process: translation. NCBI's taxonomy places the organism in Eukaryota, Metazoa, Chordata, Actinopteri, Gobiiformes, Gobiidae. Gene Ontology annotation, molecular function: structural constituent of ribosome. The record is from RefSeq and is a predicted model, not a curated record. Gene Ontology annotation, cellular component: ribosome.